CGAGGACAGACUUGGGUACAUGGAGGUCAGCGGCGGCGCCGGCGGUGCGUUGGUCUCGGGGCAGGGAGAAGGAGUAACUGUUAUGUGUGGGUCUUGAGGGAAGAGGGCGUGGCUGCGAGGGGUGACCUAGAGUACGCGCCCGAACUUGGGGGACAGACGGGCAGACUGGGCAGAGGGCCCGUGUCCCGAUUAGGCGCGAUUCGUACCUGCGUCUGCCUCUUCCGCAGUCUUGGGAGGGGGCAUGUGUGGCCAGCGAGCCUCCCACUGACUCCGCAUCUUUAGUGAGUGGCUUUCGUGCACCGAGGUUCGAGCUUCCGGGGCUUUGGAAUCACUACUUAGGAGUCUUGCCUUGCUGUUGUCCAGGGUCAGCAUGGCAGCUCGCCUGGUAAAGCAAUGCACAUGCCUCCUGAGAGAAGCCACACGUCUAGCCCCUGCUGUGUCUGCAGCUGGCCGACUAAGACUUGCUGGGGUAGCCCAUCGGACUCUGACUUCCUCAGCUACCUCACCCAGUUCCCAUAUACCACGUCCCUUGUCUGAGCUUGUGGAGAAGGAACAAGUGUUUACUCCCUACCCAGAGCGCCAAGAGGUAGACCACCUUAUAGAAAAGGCCACACAACCAGAAGAGGUACUGAAGCUCCUAGGUGGUGGUCACUGCCUGCAUCAGAACCAUGCAGCCCUCAUGCUCAUCCAGAUCUCUCGCCUACUAUCUGAGAAAUCACAGGACAAAGUAUUGCUCACACAGGAUCCCCGCUUUCAGCAACUUCUCCAUCUUGCUAACAGUCAGAUAACCACAGUCUGGCAUGGAACCCUUGUGAAACUGCUUCGGAGCCUCUAUACGCUGGAGCUUCCCGCAACCUCAAAGGAACUUCGGUCUGUGGAGCAAGAGGUUCGCUGGCGCAUGCGCAGGCUUAAGUACAAGCACCUGGCCUUCCUGGCUGAAUCCAGCAUCACCUACAUGCAGGAGCAGCCUUCCCAGGAGUUGCUGACUGAGCUGCUUGUGCACUUGGAGAGACGUUGGGCAGAAAUCGAAGACAGUCGCAUGCUGGUAUCCAUCAUGAUGAAAGCAGGACACCUCUCGGAAUCACUGAUGAACCGCUUAGAGGACAAGUGUCUGGAGCUGGUGGAGCAGUUUGGGCCUGAUGAGCUACGGAAGGUGCUGUUGACUCUGGCGGCUCAGAACCGGCGGUCGGUGCCCCUGCUGCGGGCUGUCUCUUACCACCUGGUCCAGAAGCCCUUCACCCUAACUAAAGGAGUUCUCCUGGACCUGGCCUAUGUCUAUGGCAAGCUCAACUUCCACCAGACCCAGGUGUUCCAGCGUCUGGCUGCUGACCUGCUCCCUCAUGUAUCUAGCAUGACGUCCAGCGAGGUGGCCCGCUGUACCAAGUCCUUUGCCUUCCUCAAGUGGCUCAACCUCCCUCUGUUUGAGGCCCUUGCUCAGCACGUACUGAACAGAGCCCAGGACGUCUCCCUGCCAUACCUGUGCAACAUGCUUCUGGCUUUUGCCCGUCUGAACUUCCAUCCAGAGCAAGAGGAUCAGUUCUUCAGCCUGGUACAUGAGAAGCUGGGAUCAGAGCUAGCACACCUGGACCCAGCCCUGCAGGUGGACCUGGUGUGGGCCCUGUGUGUGCUGCAGCAGGUGCAGGAUGCAGAACUGCAGGCUGUGCUGCGCCCUGAACUUCACACCCAGUUUCUAGGUGACAAGUCCCCAAAGGAACAGAGCACCUUGCAGAAGUUGCUCCACAUCAAUGCCACUGCCCGACUAGAGCUCCCCGAGUACACAGGCCCCCUUCUGCCAGCCUCAGCCUUGGUGCCCAGGCCCUCAGCCCUUGAUAAGAAGGCGACCCCGUUUCAAAAGGAGCUGCAAGAGACACUGAACGGGCUUCUGGGGAAUGCUGACCUGGGCAACUUCAUGGUGGCCACGCAAUAUGGCUGGGUUCUGGAUGCUGAAGUGCUGCUGGAUAGAGAUGGCCAGUUCCUGCCCCUGAGGGACUUUGUGGCCCCUCAUCUCACCCAGCCCUCCGGGAGCCAGCCACUGCCCCCUGGGGCUAAAAGACUGGCCUUCCUGAGGUGGGAGUUCCCCAACUUCAACAGCCGAAGCAAAGACCUGCUGGGACGCUUUGUGUUGGCCCGGCGCCAUGUGCGGGCUGCUGGCUUCCUGGUGGUUGAUGUGCCCUUCUAUGAGUGGCUGGAACUCAAGUCUGAGUGGCAGAAAAGUGCCUACCUCAAGGACAAGAUGCGCAAAGCAGUGGCCGAGGAGCUGGCCAAGUGACCUGUCCCAAAGCGUGGAUCGUGUUCCUGGAGGCCUAGCUGUGGGGACAGGGUGGGAGCAGGGUGGCACAAGGUAGCACACUAGAGGACAAGCCCUAAGUGCAGGACUUUGGCCAAGGUGGGGUGCAGCUGCAAUAGCAGAUGGCCUCCUUGUGGGUAAUAAAUCUUUAAUUUUGGUUUUCAACACCAGGAGGUGUUCCUAGGCUUUGUCGACCCACCUCCUAUCUCUGCUUCAGCAGCUGGGA
This is a messenger RNA of Condylura cristata (star-nosed mole), 2513 nucleotides long. RefSeq names its product transforming growth factor beta regulator 4 (gene FASTKD4). Gene Ontology annotation, biological process: regulation of mitochondrial mRNA stability; mitochondrial RNA processing. Bases 371 to 2269 code for a protein of 632 amino acids. Gene Ontology annotation, cellular component: ribonucleoprotein granule; mitochondrial matrix. Gene Ontology annotation, molecular function: RNA binding. NCBI's taxonomy places the organism in Eukaryota, Metazoa, Chordata, Mammalia, Eulipotyphla, Talpidae. The transcript has 11 exons. The record is from RefSeq and is a predicted model, not a curated record.